UUUAAAUUUGUAUUUUUCCUCCAUAGUUAGUACUCCACUAGUCUAGUAUUUAUCAUUAUCUUUAUGAUUUAUGAUUGCAUAUCACAAGUCACAAUCUUCCACACUACUCUCUCUAUAAAACCAAACCAAACCUUCCCACCUUUCUUUCUUCUCUCAUUCAUAUCUACCUUUCUAUUGAAGCUACGUCAACUACAAACCCAUCAUAGUGAAUGUUGGAAAUCAAAUCCAUUAUAUCAUGUGUGGUGGUGCCAUUAUUUCCGACCUUAUCGCCGCCAAGCGCGGCCGCCGCAACUUAACCACCCAAGAUCUAUGGUCCGAACUCGACGCCGAUCUUCUCAACUCUUACAACUUUCCUCAUUCCAAUUAUUCUCCUAAACCCAACGGGCCCCCAAAACUCGGCCUGCAAUUUGAUGGGGAGAACACCAAAGAAGAAGACAACCGAGUGACGGAAGUAACUAAACCUAGUAAGACUCGGAGAAGUAGAAAAAACGUGUACCGAGGAAUUAGGCAGCGCCCGUGGGGGAAAUGGGCGGCAGAGAUCCGAGACCCGAGAAAAGGUGUCCGGGUCUGGCUCGGUACCUUCAACUCCCCCGAAGAAGCUGCCCGCGCUUAUGAUGCGGCUGCUAAGAAAAUACGCGGAGACAAGGCCAAGCUCAACUUCCCUGAUUCUCUUCCUCCACCAACACCGCCGCCGCCUUCGGAGGAAACCGAUUUUCAUCCGGCGACAAAGCGGCUGUGCAUUUCGAGUUCUUCCGAGUCGACUCAGAUGAGUUAUGACUCAAUUGAGUCGACUCAAGUCCCAAUGGUGGACAUGGGUUUAUGGGAAGAUAAGGAUAAUGUUGAUUCAGAGGGAAAUAAUGGUAUUGGGAAGCAGAAUGAGUUAGAGCAGCAGAUGUCAGAGCUGGAAUCAAUACUUGAGCUGGACCAUCGUAGUCAACUCGCUGAAUCUGACUCACUGAGUCAUUCUUGGGUCAUGGACGAGUUCCUUUCUAUACUCGAUUAUAAUGACCUCAAUGAUAAUUUUUUCUUUUGAAUCACAUGUUAUUAUUGAUGCUUCGCCUCUUUUAAUAGUAAAAAUAUAAAUAAAUCUGUUAUUAACAAUGACAUAUUACGGAAAAAAUAUUUUCUGAUAAUAAAUUUGCAAGAACAGUAAUGGGAUGUAAGACGUUGUAAUUUGUUAUAUUUUUCUUUAAAGUUUUUAAAUGUGAUAUGUUUUGGAUUGAAUUAGUUGUGUAGAUUCUAUAUAUUGUUAGGUCCUUGUAAUGU
Messenger RNA from Amaranthus tricolor (Joseph's coat), 1266 nucleotides. RefSeq names its product ethylene-responsive transcription factor RAP2-3. The transcript is spliced from 2 exons. The coding region runs from base 236 to 1033 and encodes 265 amino acids. Gene Ontology annotation, biological process: regulation of DNA-templated transcription; ethylene-activated signaling pathway. NCBI's taxonomy places the organism in Eukaryota, Viridiplantae, Streptophyta, Magnoliopsida, Caryophyllales, Amaranthaceae. Gene Ontology annotation, molecular function: DNA binding; DNA-binding transcription factor activity. The record is from RefSeq and is a predicted model, not a curated record.